CCUUGGUAGCGACGGAGCGCAUCUAACGGACGGGGAUGGUCGUCAACUGUGGAUUGUGCGGUGUGAAGGCGAAAGGAAGAACGUCCCGUUGCAGACGAGGGAGAAGUCAUAUAUAUGCGGCACGACCGGGCUUCCAGGACUCGAAUGUGCACCCCCACAGUGGAGGUCUACAGAAUCGCAAUGCACUAUCGCCUAGGACUCAGAGGGGGCGACGUCCAGCGUCCCCAGCGCCUGAGGGCCGCUUCGAACGGUGCACUUCGCAGGGUCUCUCGAAGCUGGGGCGGCUUCGGACGUCACCAGUCUCCUGCAUACGGUUCAGCCGUGGAAUGUGUUACUACCCGGAGCCUGCCUCCGCUCAGCGCGGCAAAACGGUGCUCGACAGACGUCCAUCGCCCAGACGCCCGGAUUGUGGAGCACUGCCUGGCUGCUCGCGGCAACGCUCUGCGUCGCCUCCAGCUAGGACAGCGAAGCCGUAACGAUAGAAACAGGAGCGCACAAGGAUUCGGAGCCCAUAGCCAAAUGGACAGACACCGACCCACAAGUGUAUCCGGCGUCAAGAGGGAAGGAAGGAAGGAAGAUACGAGCUUCUGUUCCAACUCCACCGGCUCCGGCUUGUCGAGCUGAAUCCCGGCUCGAGACACGGGCGCAGUCGCGAGAAGAGCGGGCGUUCCCACCGGACAAGACAAGCGACACGACGCGCGACGCGAGGUUCUGGGGAGGAAGGGAAGGAGGGACAGACAUCGGAGCGCGUGCGGGUGCGCGCGAUUCGGGUGCGCGGGGUGCUUCACGAAGCUUUCCGCGACCAGUCCUACCACGGCUCAGUCAGAUUGGACGCUGGGCCAGCCGCGGGUGCAGACUACCUGCCCAUCGACACUCGCGGGCUUCUGAGUCCACCUACCUCCUGGGUGCACAGCAGGUUGCUGUCCGGCUAGAAUGAGUUGGCAUUCCGGAGUGCAGUCGGAGUAAGGGCUACAAAUUUGCGAGUAGAAUUCUGCUUCCGCUAAUCCAUAACGGCACCUGUAUUUUCACGACGC
Molecule: messenger RNA, 1034 nt
Organism: Mycena citricolor
Lineage: Eukaryota; Fungi; Basidiomycota; Agaricomycetes; Agaricales; Mycenaceae
Source: the annotation of a GenBank genome assembly